Messenger RNA from Cylicostephanus goldi, 377 nucleotides. The record is from the annotation of a GenBank genome assembly. Lineage: Eukaryota; Metazoa; Nematoda; Chromadorea; Rhabditida; Strongylidae.
AUGAUGGAGAAAGGACAAGUUGUUUCCAUGCGACUCUUCGCGAACUGGGAAAUGGAUCGAGCCAGUUCUAGUGUUGUACAAAGGGUAUGCACUUUGAGCUUGAAUCGUAUCGUGAUACACUCUUUGUCCAGCCAGAUCCAAUCCAUUGUUAUAACUGCAAAGUUGGAGGGAAACAAGAGGAGCUUGCGAAGCAACGAAAUCCGUGUGGCACCCGUUCAUGGACGUGUCGAUUUAGAUCUAGACAUCUCUUUCACCAUCCAGGUAUGCUGCAGAGGGCUAAUGUCUCGUAGACGAGCUUACAGUCAAAUUUUUGAACGAAACGUUAGUCACGAUUGCAUCCCAAUCUAUCCUAUUUCUUCACAGUUUUUCGAUUAAUG